GCUUUUAUUCACUCAAUUCUAUUCAUUCUAUUGCAAUUUCAAGUUUAUAGGUUUAGGGGAAACCAAUUCAAAACAACCAAAAAACAACAAUAAGCUCAACAAUUACUUCAUUUGACGCUGUUUGACGCGCGAAAAACGCAGUAACAUGAGUGUCAAAACAGCAUCCGCACCUAAAGAGGUUCAAGAAUUUCAAUUUAAAAAAUCGAGUAAACAUCAAAUAUCGGAAAAACUUGCACUUCCCGUGAGUUGUAGUCUCGUAGCUGCAGAUGGAAAACGAGGUUUACUCUACAUUGGUCAUGAGAAAGUAAUAAGUGUUUUAAAACUUGGCAAUGAGGGAAAUAUCGAAUGGCGAACGGAUAUUAAUUUACCGGAUAAUAUUACAAGAGUAGCUCUCAAUUGUGACUCGACACUUUUAGCUGUUACUCUAUUUGGACCUUCUGUUUUUAUAUACUCGGCUCCACUUUUGUCGAAAAAUGUCUUGGAUUUACUGCACGAAAUACGCCUCUCGAGUUCAAGUGGCGAUAUUUCCGUUUGUGAUUUACGAUGGAACCCGGCAAUUCCAGGAAUGCUUUGUACAGUUACAAGUGAUCAUACAAUCGGAAGCUUUCAAGUGAGUGGUGAUAAAAAGUCAGGUUUCGCAAUAACCGGAUCGGGACGAAUCGAAGGAGUAGAUGCACUUUGUGCAGCAUGGAGUCCAAAAGGAAAGCAAGUGGUUGUCGGCUGUCGAAAUGGAAAUAUUAUCCAACUAAAACCAGAAUUAAAAGUUGCGAGGACAAUUCCCGGUCCCAAUCCAAAUAUGGGUAGUGUAAUAGCAAUUUUGUGGGUUAGUAAUUUUCAAUUUUGUGCUGCCUAUCAGGAACCAACGGAGGGACGAGUAAAUGUCAUGAUUGUCGAUGCACCCAAGGGCGAAACACUGGCAAAAUUCACAAACUACGAAGACAUUACUUACGGUGGAAUUCCCACAAGUCAAUAUUAUUUCGAUUACAUUCCUGAAUGGGGAGUUAUCAUUGCAGCGAGUAGUUCGAGUAGUGAAGUCGCUGUUUUAGGAACUGCCGACAAUGGAAUUUCAUGGGAACAAUGGCAACUCAUUGACAAUAGUAGAGCUGAACUUCCUCUAGUGCGAACUGAUGAGUCCUUUCCCAUUGGAUUAGCCAUCGAUAGGUCACCCACUACACCACUUGCUCUGAAUCCGGAAAAUAUUCUACCAAAUCCAGUGCCGAUUCUUCAUAUUCUCGCCACUUCGGGACAAUUUUGCAGUUUUCAUAUUGUCAAUCUGAAGGCAGAUUGUCCUGCGAUUUGUGUUCCACCAGCGGAAAUUGUCGUUCCAUCACUAGCACCAGUUGGAUUGCCCGUACCGCGACCAAGUAUUCCCUCGUCUGAAAUUUCAUUCAAUCUUACCACCGGAGCAACAAGUACGCCACGUGCAAAAAUUGAUUCACCGAAAGAAAAACCGAAGAACCUUAUGGCUACCAACUUUUUUGCUGACAGUGCAAAAGUUUCAACAGGUGCGCCAAGUUUCUCUCUCAAGUUCGAACCAGAAAAACCUCAGAUAGUAAAUCUACCGCCUACGAAUUUACCACCACCUAUGAAUUUACCUAUUGCGAAUUUACCACAAUCUAUAACUCUCUCUCCGACCAAUUUACCACCACCUUUAAGUUUACCUCCCACGAAUUUACCACCACCUGUAAAUCUACCUCCGGUUAAUUUACCCCCAGUAAAUCUGCCUUCAACUCCCCUUCCAAAAAUCGAAACGAAAAUUAACACCUUCCUCCAACAAACUGAACCGAAACCUGUGGAUCACAUUCCUGGCGUUGAGUUAAAAAUUCCAAAGACCACAAUUACCAAACUUGAGCCACAAGCAAAAGCGGAAAUUAAAAUACAAAAGGAAAUCCCAACCAAGGAGUCAGUGGCAGAAAAAUCGAAUAUAGACGACAAUCUUUGUUUGAGAGCCUAUCGAGAGGAGCAGGUGAAUUUCGAAAAGGAAUUAAAAACAAAACUCGAACCUCUAAUAUGGGAAGUUGGCACUAAAGUCGAGAAGGAACAAAUUAUUGACAAAACAAAUCUAAUCGACGAAUUUCUCCGCGAUUUACAAGAGACAACAACGAGUCUAGCCAGUGACAUUGCCUACCUACGAGGAUUUCUCAUACAAUCUUUCGCCUGGUUGGAAGAGACAAAUUCCAAAAAUUCCGACAAUGUGAAAUUAACCUCAAGAAAUCGGAGAGAAAAUUCCAAACUUGUCGAAUUACAAGAACUUCUCUAUUACACUCAAUCGCAAUUAGUUCAGGCUUCAAAAGUCAUUGAUUUACAAUGGUCCGAGCAGCAAUCGAGAGAACAGAAAAAAAUGAAAAUACCAAAUAUGGAGUGUAUCUAUCAAAGUUUAAUGCGACACGGACAAAUAGUUGCAAAGGAGAAAAGUAACAUCGAAAGUCUUACCAAAAAAUGGAAAUCAAUCGCACGCGGUAUCACCGUCUCCGAUCUCAAUCACUCCGUAUCGAAUCUUCACAUUACAAAUUCCUCCCACGAUUCUGUCAUUGAUCAAAGAUGCAAGACAAUCGCCAAUAUUAAUCAAAAUUUUAGUCGCGAGAAACAAAUGAAGUUACGUGAUUUUCUCUCCGAAUCGGCGCCGAGAAUUAUUAAACCCGCAAAACCGACGUUAAUUCAAGACAGGUUGGAAACAACUCUAAGUUCUUUGGCCUCGAUGAGUUCGACAAAAGUCUCGAAACCAAAAGCAGAGCAAAAAUUACCUCACAAUCCAAAGCCGAAGGUACAAAGUAGUCCCCUUGCAUCUCUAAAUAAUAUUGUGUCAAAAAUUGGCAUUGCGGGUGAAAAACAAGAAGUUGAGGUUCAAAAGAUUUCCCCGUGCCCACCGGUGAAAGCACAACCGGCAUUAGUUCCACAAAAACCGAAACAGACCCAGACCAUAAACAUUUCCUUCGCGCAGAAUCCGCAGAAUUUAGUGAAACCAUUCCCAAAAGUCGAGGCUAUUAGUUUCGGUCAAAAAAUCGAAUCACCAAAAGAAAUCAAAAGCGGAAGUGAAAAGGAGACCCUCGGGAAGAGUUCGGAAAUUUCUAAUCUUAAUUUCUCGGGGAAUAUUCUUCUGACACCGACUAUUCAAUCGACGUUUAGUUUACAAUCACCUCCCGCAUCGACAUCGGCGCAGAAUUUUUCCUUUGCAUCCUCAAAACCUGCAUUCUCAUUCGCUGCAAAGCCAGAAGAGAAGACGAAUAUCGAUCUCGGUGGUUUGAAUCUCUCACAAGCGGGACUCACGAUCACGCCAAUUCCAGAGGUUAAGAAUGGAAGUCCUAUUAAUUUUGGAAAGACGAAUAUGUUCGGAACAUCGGGAGCAAAUUCACCGAGUUCAACGAAUUUUGGAAAUAAUUUUGGAAGUACUUUUGGAACCAGUUCGGGCAGUACUUUCGGAAGUUUAAGUAUGAGUACGUUUGGAAAUGCAGCAGCAGCAGCAGCAGCGAGUACGACUGCGCCAGCGAUUGGAACCACUUUUGGAACUUCUUUCGCAACUUCAGGCGCGGGUACCUUCUCAACCCCUACGGCAAGCACUUUUGCAACUCCGAAUAUUUUCGGAACUGCGGGAACACCAACAACUGCCACGGUUACUACAGGAAGUAUUUUCGGCGCUACUUUCGCGAGCGGUGGAACUCAAUUUGGAAAAGGAGGAAGUAUCUUCGGUGGUAGUUCGAAUGUAUCAACUCCGAGUACUCCUAGUAAUUUGAGUUCGGUUACAGUAUCGAGUACUACAGCUCUGAAUAACCCUCAGAGUUCAACCCCAGUUUCUUCUCCUGUGAUUAGUUCAAUAAACUUAACUCCGACUCCGCUUUCGAGUCCGAAUUCCUCGUCGCAAUUUUCAUCGCAAAUUUCAUCGAAUGUCUCAUCGAAUGUCGCAUCGAAUGUUUCAUCGAAUGUUUCAUCGAAUAUCCCAUCGAACGCCUCAUCGAAUGUCCCAUCGAAUGUCCCAUCGAGUGUCUCGAGUUCGGUCAUAGUUUCCAAGUCGUCUUCCCUAGCGAGUCCAAUUCUCGCCUCGAGUUUGGCGUCACCUUGUGUCUCGACACCAACUUCGGUUGCUGUUUCAACUCCGCCACCGAAUUAUCCCUCGCCUUCCAACACCUUGGCUUCUUCAACAGCCUCGGGAAUGGAUAUGCUCUCCCUCUCACUAAACUCGACAAAAACAACUGCCCUCCCUUUUCAAGCACCAACGUCGACAAUAUUCUCCACACCUCCCUUUGGGGCGAAUUCAAAUUCAAGUGCAACGUCGACGUUGAAUUUCGGCAAAGCGAGUGUCAUCGCUUCUCCGAACGUCAUUGCACCUUUCGGUGGCGAACAGAUGUCAAAUCAAGGUUCGAUUUUCGGUGGUUCGACAGCAAACUCCACUGGCAGUGUGUUUGGAAAAACGAGUAUGGCGAGUGCGAAUCCAUUUGGUGGUAAUACACUGGCUCAGAGUCCGUCGAGUACAACGACGUCGGUGUUUGGAAACGCUGGUAAUACGGCGGGGAAUUCGAUAUUUGGCGGUGGUUCGACGACUGGUGCGGGAUUUGGAAUGAAAUCGACGACAACGGGGAAUGCGUCUGUUUUUGGAAUGUCGACGGUGCAACAACAACAGCCUUCGUCGGUGUUUGGCGGUGCGCAGGAAACGUCAUUGUUUGGUGGCGGAACUACUGCUGCUAAUCCUGUAGUUGCAAAACCGCAGGAGACGAAUUUUUCGAUGUUUGGUGGAGCGGCGGCAACUGGUGGAGCGUCUGUGUUUGGACAAGCUCCUGCUUUUGGAGCUAAACCAGCGUUUGGAGCGAGUCCCGAUUUUGGACAGGCGAAAUCUGUCUUUGGAAGUGGAUUUGGUGCUGCUCCAUCCUUUGGAGGUGCUCCUUCGUCUCCGGGUUUCGGAAGUCCACCGAUGAUGGGAGGAAGUCCACCACCUUUAGGCGGAAAUCAGAUGCAAAAAGUAUUUGGUGGAGCGACUGGUAGUAAUACAUUUGAAUCUCUAGCUACUCAAAGUGGAGGUCUGUCUUUCAGUAGUUUGGCUCAAGGUUCACCGGUACAGCAACAGCAACAACAGCAACAUCAACAGCAACAACAACAGCAGCAACAAAAACCGCCAGAAUUUGCAGCGAAAAGUUCAUUUUCGAGUUGGCGUUAAUGGAGCAACAACAAAACAAGAACAAUUAGUAUUAAAUAAAUAUUAAGAAUCUGAGACUCGGCUUUAUAAAGCUGACAUUGAAUAUCGUUUUCGCUACGUUUUAAAAUUCGAAAUAAAACGAAGAGUCUAUUUUA
Molecule: messenger RNA, 5280 nt
Organism: Leptopilina heterotoma
Lineage: Eukaryota; Metazoa; Arthropoda; Insecta; Hymenoptera; Figitidae
Gene: Nup214
Product: nuclear pore complex protein Nup214-like
Exons: 6
Coding region: 146-5146 (1666 amino acids)
Biological process (GO): RNA export from nucleus; protein import into nucleus
Cellular component (GO): nuclear pore
Molecular function (GO): structural constituent of nuclear pore; protein binding
Source: RefSeq, a predicted model, not a curated record